AUAUAUAACAUAGCAUCACCAUUUACGUAGCUAGCUCGAGUUUUAAUUAAAACCUCACCAAGAAGUUCAACCUGCAGGUAAAUUUUUAUUCAAUGUCAUCCUUCAACCUCUUCUUUUGUCGUAGCCGCAAAUUUGAUGAUCCAUUCAUCGCCGACAUCUGCAAACCGUUUCGGGAAUUCAGGUAUUACGGAACCCGGGACGAAGAAGCAUCGUUUGGUGAGUUAUCAAAGAUGGAUUGGAAGGAAACGCCGGAAGCUCACGUGUUGAAAAGUUACCUGCCGGGAGUGAAGAAGGAAGAAGUGAAAGUGGAGGUGGAAAACGAUAACGUGGUGCGUGUGAGCGGCCAGAAGAGUAUGGAGAAAGAGGAGACAUUCGGUGACUGGCAACGCCUGGAAUGCAGCAAUGAGAAUUACUUAAGAAGGUUCAGGUUGCCGGAUAAUUCUAGAACCGACAUGGUUAAAAGAUGA
This is a messenger RNA of Carica papaya (papaya), 467 nucleotides long. RefSeq names its product 17.7 kDa class I heat shock protein-like. The record is from RefSeq and is a predicted model, not a curated record. NCBI's taxonomy places the organism in Eukaryota, Viridiplantae, Streptophyta, Magnoliopsida, Brassicales, Caricaceae.